Cryptomeria japonica (Japanese cedar) is the source of this 3489-nucleotide messenger RNA. Its product is annotated as disease resistance protein RPV1. Lineage: Eukaryota; Viridiplantae; Streptophyta; Pinopsida; Cupressales; Cupressaceae. The coding region runs from base 1475 to 3313 and encodes 612 amino acids. The transcript is spliced from 5 exons. The record is from RefSeq and is a predicted model, not a curated record. Gene Ontology annotation, molecular function: protein binding. Gene Ontology annotation, biological process: signal transduction.
AAUUAUGCUUUUUUUUCUUAAUUUUAAUAUAUGCAUUUAACUUUGACAUAAUCGCUUGUGAGUAAUAUAUUUUUUUCUAUGUAUUUAAUUGUUGCAUGAUCACUUCUUAGUGAUUUGAUUUUUCAACAUUUUACUUCUUCAGUGAUGAGAAGAGACUGCUGAAGAACAUUGCGAAUUUUGUAGCUAAAGUUAUAAACAACGUGCCAUUAGUGGUUGCAAAAUAUCCAGUCGGCCUCAAAGAAAUAGUACAAGACUUUGAGAUGAAUACACUCCAAUCUGCUCAAGGUGAUCACAGUGUGCAAAUCGUGGGAAUUUGGGGCAUGGGUGGUUCCGGUAAAACCACCCUUGCAAAAGAGUUAUACAAUAAAAUGUCCUCUUCAAUGGAGAGGGCCAGUUUUGUGUUUGAUGUUCGAGACGGGGCAGCCAAAGGCUUGUUGUAUAACAAGCAGAUAAAACUCCUCAAUGACCUUGGCGUCCAUGGUGUAGCAUUUGACAAUAUUGAGGAGGGUAUGGGAAUUCUUUCCAGGUAUUUGAGAUCUUUUAGGGUUUUGAUUGUUCUUGAUGAUGUGGAUCAUGUGGAACAAUUGGAUGCUCUACUACCUUUAAAAGACAGUCUUCGAAAUGGUAGUUUCAUCAUUGUCACCACACGGGCAUAUAAUGUUCUUAAAUCUUGGGGAAUCUCUUUUAUAUAUAAAAUGAAACCACUAGAUCCAUUGCAUGCAGAGCAGCUUUUUUGUUGGCAUGCUUUCUUAAAAUCCUGUCCACUAGAUGAAUUCAAGGAACUUGUUGAAAAUUUCUUAAAAGAAUGCAAAGGAUUACCUUUAUCUCUUAAGGUGUUUGGAGGGCAGUUAUAUGGUGAAUCCAGCAAAGAGUAUUGGGAAUCAGAGCUAGAUAAGAUCUCAAGAAUAUUGCCUAAUGAUAUUAAGCAGAGACUCAAAAUAAGUUAUGAUGCCCUUGAUUAUGAAGAAAAAGAGAUGUUCCUUGAUAUUGCAUGUUUCUUCAUAGAAGAAGAGUGUAGCUUGGCAAUUGAAGUAUGGAAUGGGUUGAAGUGGAGUGGUUUGCGUAAUUGGAAAAGGCUCUUGCAUAAGUGUUUGGUUGAGCUUGAUGAUGACAAUCGCAUAAGAAUGCAUGACCACUUAAGAGAUUUGGGAAGGGAGAUUGCAAAUCAACAAUCACCUUACCGACUUUGGUUUCCCCAACAGAUAAUUAAUGUUCAGAAACAAGUAGAGAAAAGAAUCGGUAUUCAAGGAAUAAGGACCACCUCAACUCAAAUACGAUGGAAUAAAUUUGUGGAAGAAGGAAAGCACUGUCCAGUAAUGGCCGAAGUAACUGAUGAGUUUGAUAUUGAUGAAUUUCACGUUUGCUGUUCGCAUGGAGAACUCAUGGUUAACACAAAUGCAGAAUUUGGCCACUCGAUCCCUCUUUAGUUGGACUAAAAUUUUUUGUGAUUAGUGGAGAUUGUUUUAAUCAAGUAAUGGGUGAAGUAUCAAGAGAGUUGCUCUGGCUUCGCUGGUUUCAAAUUGGGCAGAAAAAUCUUCCCUCACAGCUUUCAUUAAAAAAGUUGAGGGUUUUAGAAUUUUAUGAAGGAGAGAGCGGGGAACAUCAUUUGGAAGAGCUGUGGAGUGAUAUUGAUGGUGUGGCACCUGUACAUCUAAGAGAGUUGGUCAUUUCUAAAUGUUACGAAUUUCAAGCAUUUCCAAAUUCAAUAGGCCGUCUUAAUCAUUUGAAAAAGAUAGUAAUCAUAAAAGGCUACAAAGUCAGCAGUCUUCCAGAGGAGUUUUGCCUUCUCCAGUCACUGGAACACCUGGUGUUAUAUAGGUGUAAAAUUCUGUCAUCAUUACCCAGCAAUUUCGGCAAUUUGAGAAAUCUGCGGCAUCUAAGUUUGUACGACUGCGGCAAGUUGAGGAAGUUGCCAGUUUCUUUUAAGAACCUGACUCUCCUGGAUCAUCUCAAUUUAGGAGGGUGUAGUCAACUCAUAUUCACAACAGAGGACUUAAACAUUCUGGAAAACAUGACAAAGCUCGAGUUUUUUAGGGUUUCUGAGUGCGAGCAAUUGGAAGAUUUGCCUCAUCACAUUACAAAUCAGGCAUCCUUGAGAGAGCUCUAUUUAAAUGGUACCAUUGUAAGAAAGCUACCAGUUAACAUUGGUCAAUUCAGCAGGCUGACAGAGAUGAGGAUAGGGAGUUUGUUUUUGACAAGCUUGCCAACCUCUCUUGGAGAUUUGUGUUCCCUGACGACUCUUUCAAUUUGGGGUUGUCCUAAGCUAGAAUGCCUACCUGAUUCUGUGGGGCGUCUUAAUCUUUUGAAGGAAUUAGAUAUACAAUAUGUAGGAGUUAGAUCUCUGCCAAAAUCAGUUACACAACUAAACAAUCUUCAAACACUUAUUAUAUCAAAUUGCCCAAUCAAUGAAUUGGAUUUUGGGGCGGCUUCUUUACCUUUUGGAUUGAGCAACCUGAAGAUGAUAUUUUUCGAAGAAACGGAAGUGUGCAGGGUUUCAAUUUCUGAAGACUGUUGUCCCUGCUUGGAAACUCUCAUACUUCAGAAUCAUCAUCAUUUAAAGGAGAUAGAAGCACUACCAAAAACAAUCCAGUCCAUAUCUAUGAUAAACUGUGAAAUGCUGAAGAACAUUCCAAGUUUUGCACAAUUGACUUCUCUCGAGGGAUUUACACUAGGAGGUUGCUACCAGGUUGAGAAAAUUGAAGGUUUAGAAAAUUGCACAAGAUUGCAAACCUUGAGAGUAGACACUUGCUGGGAGGUGCCCGGUAUAGAGAGCUUGGAGCACAUGGAGCAAUUGACCAGAGUGAAACUCACAACAAACAGGGGAUCAGCUAUUGAACGUUGCAUUCAAACAAUACAGAAAUGGCCAGAUGAAAUAGAAAUAUGUACUCGGGCAGUCCCUGAUGCGGCCUCACUUAUAAACUCUUUACUCUCUCCUAAUAAUCUCGUGGUCAUUGACUCCAUCUCUAACCAGAAAAUUGAGUCCACGCCAAAACUGCUGCAGAAGCAUUCCUGCAAUGGCGAUGCCAUUAUGCUUUGUUUUGUUAUAAAUUGUGUUUCUGCAGAAAUGGCAAUCUGGGCAUCUCACAAUGGAUCUGGAUAUUGUUAUAAGUUGUAUGAGGGUAGAUGGGUAUGGAUAGGUUUCUUCACACAACGCUCCAGUUCCACCUGGUUCACUGCGGAGGAGUUCUCAGUAGAAGGAUCCGGAGGAGAUUGCAAAGAAGAGGACCAAGUGGAGAAAGGUGUGAUUGUGAAAGGGGAAGAGCACACACUAGUGGAGGCGUUUCGCAGCUUGAUGACAAUUCUAUACAGUUGAUACAGUUACCAACGAAAUGUAUUUCCUUGGCAGUAAUUCAAAAUGCAAAAGUGGCAAUAAUUCUAUUUGUGUUAUUGGCAAAUUAAGUAUUUUGAUUUUAUUUUUAAGCGUUUUGUAUAUCAAUCUGAAAUCUUUUUAUUUGAAAGUUAAGAAUCAGGGGUAUCUAUUUUGUCAAA